Molecule: messenger RNA, 672 nt
Organism: Phycomyces blakesleeanus NRRL 1555(-)
Lineage: Eukaryota; Fungi; Mucoromycota; Mucoromycetes; Mucorales; Phycomycetaceae
Exons: 2
Coding region: 20-427 (135 amino acids)
Molecular function (GO): calcium ion binding
Source: RefSeq, a predicted model, not a curated record
GUUUCUUGAAACUACAAGUAUGGAUUUGGAUCAAGCUUUCAAAAAUCAGGACAAAGAAAACAAGGGUCUUAUUGACCUGGAGGGCUUAUCGAGUGUUCUAAAACAGACAGGACACUCGAAUGAAUCUACAGUCGAUUUGUUGGCUUUGGUGGACCGCAUUAAACAAAGGACUGUAACAUUAGAUCAUGUUCGACGGAUCAUAGCGUAUUUGGAUGCGUCUGAAGAUACCAGAAAUGCAUUUCACCUUCUCGCUGGAUCAGAAAAACACGGUAUUACGCGCACUGCCCUCAAGGAAGCAUGCGAAAAACAUGAUAUUGAUCUGAGACAAAUGAACCGAAUGAUGGACGAGGCUGAUAAAAACCAAGAUGGACUUAUUGAUUUUGAAGAAUUCGAAGCUGUCUUUGACAAGGCGGGGGUGAGUGGAUAAUCAUGACCAACGUGCAACUUUAAAUGUUUAUGAAACAUGCAAUCAUAAUUUACUUCCACAUUCUCGAGUUGAUAUACUUAUAUGAUGAAUAUAUGCUAUAUAUUUACGUGUGUUUACCAUGCUUAUUGAAAUAUUGGAGUUUGUAUAUGUAUUUUAUAUAUUAUAAAACUAAAGAUCAUUCCACAGAUAAUUAUAUAGCUAUAUAUAUAAAUAAUUCUAAGAUCAUAAUAAAUAUACUUGUGUGU